Dothidotthia symphoricarpi CBS 119687 is the source of this 453-nucleotide messenger RNA. RefSeq lists its product as uncharacterized. The coding region runs from base 1 to 453 and encodes 150 amino acids. The transcript is spliced from 2 exons. NCBI's taxonomy places the organism in Eukaryota, Fungi, Ascomycota, Dothideomycetes, Pleosporales, Dothidotthiaceae. The record is from RefSeq and is a predicted model, not a curated record.
AUGGCUGGCUCAACGCCCAUAUCAUUCCCAGCUAACAGCAAUCCUAUCUCACCCAUCGAACGCACAAACACAUUCCCACACAAAACGAGUGCCGCGGUUGUCACUCAGACGCCGCUCAUAGACAUGAACACACCGGCUAUUAAUGCUGCGCCGGUAGAGCUUGACAGUGUGUCAGUGGGUGAAGAGAGAAGAGAGACAGGAGGCACGACCAGGGGCAUAGUGAUUGGGGGGAGUACAGGUGUGGCCAGUCUGUCAGAUGAGGAAGGUGUAAAUGGCGAGGUUUUGGGUAGAGGGUUUGAUGGAAGUGAGCAACGAGUUGCUAUGUUAGCGAGCCGGUCAAAGGACCCGAGUGUCAUCGUCGAUGUUCCACAAGAGCCAACGGCGGAAGAGGUGUCGGCUGCCAAGAGCGCGGAAGGGAUGGUUACACCAGGUCAAGGCUUAGCUCAAGGGUGA